AAGUAUCGAUUGGUCGAACGCCAUUUUUACGCAAUAUAAGCCGACCAAGUUAAGAAGCCCAUAUCUAAUUCAUUUCUCCUACUAGAGUAUCUACUUUUAUUCACGGCAGUAUUAUCCAUAGUCGCUUCCCGUUUGUACGAAAACAAAAUACGAGGAGGGAAAUAUUGAAAUUAAAAUGGCAUUUCUAUCAAACAUCUUAUUUUUAUCGACAAUGUGAAUUGAAAUGUGUAACAACAUUCAAUUUUAGGUGAAACGCGAAUUAGUUCUUCUGUGUUUUUGAUAGAAUCGUUAGUUUAAUCAAAUUAAGAGUGGAAAACUUGUGUAUUUACUAAAGUAUUGAAAGACAUGGAGGAGUUGAGGUCCAAACACAAAUCCCUGCAGAGUGCUGCUCAUCACAUUGCCCUGGAAUGCAUCCAUCCUCAGUUGUUCACAGUGGUAUUUGUCCGCCCAUGUCUGUGCAUUGGAACUAGCAGUCGACUCACGGGUCACCGUACCACGUUCACCCGUACCCUUCCCCCGUACGGCUCCAGCAUGCGUUCCAGAAUACCCAGCACAGCCCCAAGAUGUUUCAUCCGAAGGGACUCAAACCGCACCUUGAUCCCCGGGCAUACGGAACACCGAAUGAUAGCCCGAUCCUGGGCCGGGCGCUAUGCCUCACACCCCGAGGCAGUCCAGUACCCGGGCGGGUCUCCCAUCUCAACGAGAAGUUCCAAGAUUCCUUGACUUUGACCUCUGACACUGAUGCCUUGGUAGCCAAGAUCAGUGCCAUGUUUCCUACCGUCAGCGAAACGCAUAUCAAGAUAUUGUUGAAAAAGUACUACAACAGAGAAGCGGUAGUUAUAUCAGCGUUACAAGUAGAAAAGCACCCCAUAACGACGCCGGGGCCUCUCACGAUGUCCCCAUCAGCUGUGCGACUCCAAAAAGGGGCUCCGGGACUUCAUUCUGCAUUGCAACUCGCUAAAGGCAUGUCGGGGUCUAUGGCGGGGUCUAGCCAUUAUUCGCCCUUGACGGGCACGCCUCAUGGAUCUCCAUCAUUACUGCGACCAGCAUCGGGUGCUUCCAGCUACUACGGUGCCAGGUCCGUGGAUGGCCAGCCGGCGAGACACCAGUCGCCGAAAAUGAAACUCAAGUACCUCAAAAGCAUCUUCCCAAAAGCAGAAGAGACGUUGAUCCUAGACGUUCUGGCGAACAAAGAUAAUAAUGUUCAGAAGGCCAGCGAAGAGCUUAUAGGUAUGGGGUUCAAUAAGAAGGAAACUAUAGUGCAGCAGAAGAAAGAAGCCACGCCGUUGCCGCAGAAGAAAGUCGUCACAAUCAUGAAGACGAUGGCUGAGAAAGAAGAAUUAAAAGAAAAUCUGCAAAAGAAAUACAGUGGUAUAGCGGAACGCGUGAUAUCUUUAGCACUAGAGAGCGUAGACUACAAUGAGGAAAGAGCUGAACAGAUGCUCAACGCCGUGCUACAAGAGGAGGCGGCGCCCAAGGUCACGAAGGUCGAGGUCAAGGACACGAGGACGGUGACCUUGGAACCGAAGAAGGGUUUUCACGCGGAGGUGCGGUCCCCGAGCCCGGCGCCAGCGCCACCCGCCUCCCGCCGCAUCAAGACGUGGACCGAGCACUUGAAGCCUAUUCUGAAGACGAGUAGCAGUGUGGAGGCCAAGUUCAAGUCUCAGUAUUGUUCGCCCACGAAAGGUCCUAACCCUUCGCUACGACAAGGACCGAAGGACAGUUUGCUAUUAGAAGACUACAUGCCGUGGACUGGGCCUGACCCAGAGUUACGCAGCGGGCAAUCCGUCAAAACCGAAGGGCCUGAGCCUCGCGAUAGGCCGUUCAACCUCGCCCGAGGCCCGUCAGGACUAGCAAAGGGCCCCGCCGGAAUCGCUAAAGGCUCUCUCUAUCAGAAAUUGAGCAAAAAGUCCGCUAAGAUUAUCGGCUAAACGGACCGAAAUUACAAGACCGUCUUCGAAGAAUAUCCUUCAAUGAUUGAAGAAACCGCUAACAUUUGAGUAGCAGCUUGGAUAAAGGGUUUAAGGUGUGUUCUAGAAGUAAUGUGAAGUCAGCCUUAGGCCUGUUUAACGUAGGCAUCGUCCAAUUUAAAAGUAACGGCAAAUCUCAAGUGGUUAUUAAUUAAUUUCCUGUAUUCUAGAAGAAAAGUCUUACUAACUUUGUUGGGGUCGGCUUCCAGUCUCACCUGAUGCAGCAGAGUACUAGUGUUUUACAUGGAGAGGCUGCCUAUCUGACCUUCUUAACUCAGUUACCCGGGCAAACCAAUAGAGACUAGUUGGCAGAAUGGCUGUUAUUUAUCCACGAGCUCCUCCUGUAUUCAAGUUUGCUGCUAAAAUAUGCCCGAAAUCACUAUAAAAUCGAGGUAUAAAAUGAUCUCAUUAUUAUUAAAAUCUUCGUAAAAAACUUGCUCAAGACAAAAAUAUAUCGGUAUUUGAAUAAGAGCGCUGUAUAAGUAAUAUUAAAUCUUGCCUAAACCUAAGAAUUGAUACAAAUAUUCAUUUUUAAUAUUAUACUUCACAUGUUCAACCCGUUGUUAUUUCAUGUUUUAUAAUAUUGUAGUUUUAUCGAAGGUCGUACUUAGGCCCGGUUUUAGUCGUUACUGGUAAAGUGUCAGUUAUCUGAUAGUUUAUGCUAUCUGCCAGAUAAAGGCUGCGAAACCAAAAGUUGUAAUUUAUAAGUUACUGAUAGACUAUCAGAGACUUUAUCAGUAACUGAUGAAACUGGGGGUUAAAAUAAUAGUGUUCCAUUAUAAUAGAUACUUUACUAUUAGUUUUUGUGUCUUGUCAUAAGACAUGCUCACCGUUUAGAAGUAAUUAGUAAAACUUAGAAGUAUACACUGUUCAAUGCCAAAACAUUUAUUUUGUUGUUGUUUAUUAGUUUUAUUUACAUUAGGAAGUUUUAUAUAAUUUACUAUUUAUUCGUUAACUUAUUGGGAGUAAACUAUGACUUUUUUCCCAAAAUAAAAUUAAUAAACCAACAAUACUUAUAAUUCUAUAGACUUGCGUUGUGCCCAGUUCUUCCGACCCUUGCAUUAAUAUAAGUAAUAAAAGUAAUUAUAAUUACUACGUCAGGGAGUCUAUAUCCGGCCAAAAAUGUGUAUGGAAAAAGUGUGUAUGUCGAAAAAUGUAUUUUUUUAAAUGAUGAACGAAAAUCUAAGGCUUUGUUAAUGCUAAGUGAUUUGGGAAAACAUCGUUUUUCUCCAAAAAGGUCGUAAUUAAAAUGUAAAAAUAAAACCAUUUUGUUUUUGAGUGCAUUCUUGAAAAUUUUUUGAAUUAUGAUUUAAUUGUAACUGUUUUCAUAGCUAAUUGCUACCUGUUUACCAAAACUCAUUAAUUUCAUGAUGUUCUCAAGCCUCUGUUUAGUGACUACGAUUCAUAGCGCUAAUUAGCAUAAUAAAUUAUUUUUGUACAUAGACGCGUUAAUUAAGUGUGGUUAAUAUUAUUAUAACAAUGUAUGUGCAAUAUUUCUGCCUGUUGGCUUAUGAACUCUUGGUAAACUUAGCUUAAGUAUAAUUUGUACGACGCUACAGUUUCAUGGAAUAAUUUUGAAUUGUUAAUAUAAUAGAGCCACCGAGUAAGUUAUGCAGUGAAAAGUUUACCCGUUCAAAAGGGUAAAUUCAAUGACAAAUAUUAAAAAAACGACGACAUUUUUACGAAUUCAAAAUAAUUUUAGAAUCAUGUCAAAAAUAAUCCUUUGACUUUGAAAUACCUUGGCAAAUUUCUUAAAAUGGCAACACUGAAUCAAUACUAGCAGCGCUGUCAUGAACAGCCUCGGUGGCUCUAUACGCAAGAUGUAAGCAAUGUCUUAGGUAAUGAUAGAUUAGACAUCUAUUUUCUUAAGAGAGAGACAGCCAAGGGGGAGUUAGAAAUAAACAACCGUAGUUGUGGCCGUUUAGACUGUAGCUAUUAGUUCAACCAUUGUAGGUAACUUUAGCGAAGGAUAGGUAAAGUAUUUCUCCCUCCUUAUAUAGUUUAAACUCUUAUACGAACAUUCCAUCCUUAAAAUGUUAUUUAAGGUACUUUUCAUGACUAUUGAAUGCGUAAUUUGUAACUUAUUUUGAAUUUUCUUUCUAACAGUAUUACCAACAAUGUCUGAUUUUUAGUUGCCGAUAGAAAAAUAUUAGGGCAUAAUAUUCAACCUUUAGAAGUCUUUAGGGCACUGUAAUAUGUUGAAUUGUUUUAUAGGAAGCCAUUUUAAAUAUGAGUGCAUACCACUUAGCUUUCAGAAUUUUGUAGCAAAAAUUUUCUAUACAUUUUAGAGUAUCCAAUAGCCUUCAUGGUAUUUAAAGUAUUACAGAAUUGUGCCAAUUUUACAAUUCAUUAUUUGUAUUUAGUAUUAAUAAUGUACCUGCAAUUGAAAUCUUCAUCGAACAUUCUUCCAUGUUGUUUUUAUACAAUUUCGUUGUCAUAUUUAAACUGGAACUGUAAAUGAUUGUGGUAGAAUGGCUGAUAGCCGUGGUCCAUUCGUUAGACAGUUCUCCAUCAAAUAACUUUACCUCUCAGAUGUUAGCUACGAGUGACUUCAUUACAGUCAAAAUGUAUGAACAAAAGGCGCAUGCGCUAAUUUCUGAGCGGCAAAGUAAUUUGCCAAGAACUGUAGGUACUUAGUUACAGUGCAAAUGACUAGACAUUCCAAUUAGAUAUUUAGUAUUAAGUCACUCUAAAUCUAGCCUAAAUAUAGAACCAGCUAACCGAAAUCUGCUGAACCUAGGUAACUAUCGGACAACUCUAGAGAAUACUAACGUCUUCAGAGUGUUUUAUUCUUAUAAAACUUUAGUUUUAAGUGUUAAAUCAAAUUUAGACUUUGGCCAUAAUGACAUAUCUUUUGAGGCUCAGUCUCUUCCUAGUCUAGUUCUGAAUCUAGUCAAUUAGGAUAAUAUAUUGUAGCGAUCACACAUUAUUUUUGUGAAUAUUGUCUCAAUAAAAUUGUUGAUUAUGUCCAA
Messenger RNA from Helicoverpa armigera (cotton bollworm), 4942 nucleotides. RefSeq lists its product as uncharacterized. Bases 564 to 1931 code for a protein of 455 amino acids. The record is from RefSeq and is a predicted model, not a curated record. The transcript has 11 exons. NCBI's taxonomy places the organism in Eukaryota, Metazoa, Arthropoda, Insecta, Lepidoptera, Noctuidae. Gene Ontology annotation, molecular function: ubiquitin binding.